Messenger RNA from Echinostoma caproni, 510 nucleotides. The record is from the annotation of a GenBank genome assembly. NCBI's taxonomy places the organism in Eukaryota, Metazoa, Platyhelminthes, Trematoda, Plagiorchiida, Echinostomatidae.
CCAAUAAAAAAAAUUUUGAGUUAUUUAAGAAUUCGCAAGUCUUCAUUUUACUUCUCAUACCUUUCAAGGACCCGGGACAUUUGGAUGAGUGGAGAUUACUCUUCGCUGUCCUUUGUUUCGUGGGCUUCUAACGUGACCAAGUGUUCCAAUCAUGUAUUUAAUGGCGUUCUUAGUCGUAGCUGGACUAAUUUGUCAAUGCAACACGACGCUCUUACCGUGCUAACCGGAAUAACCAGUUUGAUUCAUGAGAAAGGAGGCAAAGAGUCCAGUGCAGAUAGGUUAACUACUGUUUAUUCACUCUUUAUAGCUCAGAGUCGUGAUGCUUGGUCAACCGAGUCCGUUCGCCAAGUUUACCGCUACAUCCUCGGCUUCGUGGACAACGAUAAACCGGCAGUGAGAAAGGCCAGUCACACUGCUGUUUCAGACAUCUUGGUUGGCAAUGUUGAAGCUGACGACGAAGAUCAUCUCUGCUCUGCUCUACGUCGUGAAGCUAGGUGGGUUUGCUUGUAA